Dicrocoelium dendriticum is the source of this 403-nucleotide messenger RNA. NCBI's taxonomy places the organism in Eukaryota, Metazoa, Platyhelminthes, Trematoda, Plagiorchiida, Dicrocoeliidae. The record is from the annotation of a GenBank genome assembly.
CAAUAGCGCAACUGUCAUUUUUAAAUAAUGCACUGGAGAACGCUGAGUUCAUGAACAGCAUGGUGCACUAUUUAUCCAACGUAAGCGGCCGGACAACCUCAGAAAGUGUGCGGAACGUCAUGCUUACUUGCAUGACUAACAACUUGGUCAGACAUGUGAACUGGCGUGGUGUGCAUGAGAAGUAUAAAAUAGCGAACACACCAUUCGCGAGAGCGGUCCUUGAUUCCAUUAUGAGAAAAAACAUACCAGGAUGCACAGAGCCUGAUAUUGUUGAUAAGUUACGACGCUGGAUACAACGAAUUAAAGAGCGUGAAUCGUGGAUACGAAAGGAAACAGAACGGUUAGCACUGGAAAAUUCCGCUUUGUAAAUUAUGAGAUCCAUAUUACACUAUGUUUUCGCGAA